GUGGGAGUGGCUAGGCAUUGUAAGGGAAGCCAACACAAUUACGUGACUGGUUUUCACUGCGUGUGUUUGAUAGCACUCUAGUCUAGCUAUAUAGCUGAAAGAAAUGAUGCAGUAUGGUGCUCUUUCAGAAGGAGAUAUAUGUGUGAGGAGGACUAUUGACGAGAACCCUGUGGCCAAAGGGCUGGCCAUUGUAGUAGCUAGUCAGGAGAGCCGAGCCUUUCCCAAUGCUAUUCUCGAAGGAGUCACGAUUGAUUUUCAGAAUACCUGCUCAGCUUUUAGAUUAUUAAGAUAUGCUGUACUGCCAUUGCUGAAUGCCACUGAAAAGAUGAUUACAGAUGUUGUCCAAGCUGUCCCGAAAUGCUUUCCCAUAUGUGGUGAUAACGAUCCUCGAUACAAGCGAAUUGUAUUUUAUUUUGCUGGGCAUGGAGACAAUAAUGUUCAAGUUCAUACACAUGAUGGAGAAAUUAAUGUAGAUCGAAAAAUUAUUUGGCCUCUCUUGCCAGAAAACUGUCCAAAUUUGAGGCACAUACCGAAAUUGUUUUUCAUUGAUGCGUGUCGUGGUGAAGGUACAGAUAUAGCCAUACCUAGAGGAGGGGGUAAUAUCUUUUCUCGUGUGUCAGGUAUGGCUAACUACCUUGUCGUGCGGUCCACUUUGCCGACUAUGAAAGCAUUCGAGCAAAGCAAUCGUCGUGGAGGUUUUUGGACUCAGGCGUUUGUAGAGCAGCUUAUUAGCCCAACCAAUAAAGGAAGGGAUAUUGGGUACAUUCUCAUUGAGAUAAACCGUCAGGUGAAUAGGUUAUUCAACUCCCAAAAUGUUCUGUGCACUCAACAAGCGAUUACUGAGAGCACACUCCUUGAUCACGUCUUCUUCCUGGAUGAAGCUCAGGAGCUUGAAGAACUGGCAAGUACAGCAUACACUUGGAGCAGUUGUCAGCCUGGUUUGCCUGUAGGUUCGCAUUCAGCUGGCUCCAUUCCUGGUGCAUUCCCACCUCCAGCAUUUUACAGAGGUCUAUUUGGGUCUACAGCCUCAGAACUGCCUACGUCCUUCUCUCUACCAGCAAGAGUUAUACCGAGUGCUGCAGCAGUAGCGAGUGGAACCUCUGAAAUAGUGAAUCCUUUGGUACUAGUAUCAGACCCAGUGUCCCAGUCUGAUGCUAUAGAAGAUGUCAUGUCACAAUUACAGGAAGGCCCUGAUCAGGAAUUGGAAAUAUCUCCAUUUGAAAAUUAUCCUCGAAGUACAACAAUACCCGGUCAUUAUAAACAGAAAGUUAACCGUUUCUUCCAAGAGAACGGUAUUAACCCCACAUAUGAAUAUCUAUAUGGCAGUGAAACUGGUCCCACUCAAUACCGAUGCACCGUACGCUACACAAUAUGCGGAGAAUCCAAAGAAGUCGAUAGUGUACAUUACUACUUGAGCAAAGGAGAUGCUAAAGAACAAGUUGCUAAGCUGGUACUUGAGAGAGAAAAUGUUGCACCAAUAGUCAGUAAAGGAAUCAGUCCACCUUCCAACAAGAUAUGGAAGUCUAAACUGAAGGAAUAUUGUGACAAGAACAAGGUUGUCCUCCCUUCUUAUUGCACCGUUCCAACUGAAAAUGGGUUCAAAUCGACGUUCACGUUGUUUGGUCAAGAUAUUAAAGGAAAAGAGUGUAAGAGCAAACAAGAAGCUGAACAGAAUGUGGCCCACCAAGCAUGGCUGAGUCUUGAACAUAAUAAUGAGUACACGUAAUUAUAGGCACACAAAUAGCUAGCGCGGACUCAACACAUUAUGACACCAGUACCGGUAUAUUUAUUUUAUAUAGCUGCUAUAGGAAUCCAAACUGUAUUACUCAUUAUUGUCAUUAAUAAAAGUGUGUGUAUAGACUAUAUAUUCUGCUAGAAAAUAUUUGUGUUAUUCUUUUAACAACCAUCAUGGUCGAUCAUUCCACACCAUGGUCAAUGACUGUAAAAUUGUAUUCGAUUUACAUGUACAUGUAUGUAUAUAUUUAAGGCUUUGUUUUUUCCAAUUUUAUCGAAUAACAUUAUUGUAAUAAUUAUACCCCCCCGGCCCACGCAGUCGAAUUAUUAUUGUAUGCUGUAAGGUAUGCAUGCAUGUGAGUAUAAUACUAUGUAAAUGGAGAUCAGACCGAGGCUGUGGAGAAACAUUUCUGAAUCUACGUAUACUGGAAAACUGGUGUGUUUUGUCUCGUAUAUCUCUGCUCAAACUGGUUAAUUGUUUGUUGGCAUAAUACGUAUCUGUGACAAUUUCCAUGACGGUAUAUAUAUUAUUUGUUUUGAAAAUAGCUCUGCAGAUGUUCAACACCGUAUUGUUACAAUGUUGUUUUGCGAGUGAACAACCUUUUUUUAAUGUGCGAAAUCCACUGUUAAGCGAAUAUGGUGGUGGACAUCACUUUAGAAUGAUUGAAAUCCUCAAGCUACAUGUAGCGAUAUAGACAAAAUUUGGAUAUAAUUAUGCUGUAGUACUACAGCAUGUACUAUAGCGCCUAUAUGCUCUUCGUAUGUUUGAGCAGCUGUAUAUAUGUAGUCUAUAUACACACACCAGAGGAGGUCCAACAUGCGUGCACGAAUCACUAAAAGUUUAGCAUUGAUGUCAUUACGGUCACAUAAUAACAUGCAGGCCACAAUGCACUGAACUUAUAGUGAUUCGUGCACGCAUAUCGGACCUCCUCUGUACACGCACACUAGCUUGCGCAUGCGCACAAGCGUGCGUGUGUGUGUGAUACCGAGGCAAUAAUUAUGAUUCUGAGCAAUAUUAAACAUUACAAACGACCUCUACCAUAAUUCCGAGCUAGGCGAGGUUAUGUUUGGGUCUAGCCUCAUUCCCGGCCCGACUUUUCUCGACUUGAACGAUACUAUCAUAAUAGCCUCGAUCCCAGGCGCUUUAGUGAAAAGUGUGUAUCAAGACUCUCGCGACUGCAUCAGAGAAAUAUUUCAGGCUAUCUAUCUAACACAAGGCAUCACCAUGCACCUCAUGCAAUUAUGGGCUUUUAAACUUGUGAUAAUAAUAAAUUAAACUAACCUCAAGGUUUGUUUAUUAUUGUACAAAAGAGCAAGUGCCCUCUAUAAUGUUUGAAACCUUGAUUAUCCAGCUUGACAAUUUUUAGGGGUGUGUCCCUUAAAUGCGCAUGUGCAUUGCAGCUGUUACCAUGGAGACAGGCCUGCUCAUCUUCUGUGCAUGCGCAGACAACCAUGUGGGACUGCUAUUUAUCAAUUAAGUGGGUGGAUCAAGGCGUGAUUUAUCUAUUCGAUUAUCCAUUGUCUGGCCUGCCACUGGAACCAAGGUGUCCGGAUGAUCGAAGUUCUACUGUAUAUAUAUAGACACAACAAAAAUAAUUGUUAAUCAAUUAUGUGUCACGUACUCUAGUAAUCAAUUAUAUAUUGCCGGAAUCCGGGCAAGAUCAACUGGUUACCUGAGGCGCGUGUGGGCAGGCGGCCACGGGUAUAGUAUAGCCGGUUGGUUUGUCUGUCUGUUUGAGCCUGCUCACCUGGAUGCCACGCACACCAUGUCAAUUGAUCUCUGAGAUCAAAGUGCCACGAUGCACUGUAUUGCCUAUGAAUAUCCGUAUCAGUAAAUUAUUGGCGUUUGGCCAGCUUUUGGUAACCACAUGCAGCUCAUAAUUAGAUUAGAUUACACAUCCCACAUAGCUGACGGUACAUAAUUUAAUACCUUUGGGUUCCUUAGUCUAGUUAGCAUAAAAUUAUAGCUGGAGCUAGAGAGUUAAGUAGUAGUCUACAUAGACAGGGUGAAGUUAGCUAGCCUAGACCUGUAGUUUAUAUAAUUUAUUGAUAUUAUAGCAGUAUAGCUGGUGUACGGUAUGGAUCAGCCAAAAGCUAACUUCGUACAAACAAGAUUUGAAAAACUUUUGAAACAUUAUGACAUCAACGAUUUUACCCGGUUUCUUGCCAAAAAGGAGUUCCUGCCUAGAUCUACGUAUGAACUGAAAUUUCUACCCAGUGGUAAAUCUGCCCCCAAACAGGAAAUCAUUAGCUCUCUACUGUCUCAUGUGUCUAGUAGAGACCAAUUUGCAAGUGGCCUCUUGGACAUUUUUUGUCAGUACACUGAAUUUGUCUCAGAAGAUGUGGCCUUGACACUUUCUGAAAUACCCUCAGCUAGAAAGGUGGCCCUGACACUUUCUAAAACACCCUCAACUAAGAAGCACUUUUCACACAACAAAAAAGGAUCCGAUUCUGACUCGUGUUCGUCAUCGUCAUUCUCUGAUGAUUCUGACCCUUGCCAGCCCAGCCAAGAGUGUCCAACUACUGACAUAAGUGAAUGUUUAGCCACUGAUCCUGGGUACUGUACACAAAGCAAUUCGCUGGGCCUUGAGCUCUCUCUGACUAGUAAUGUUCAACUCCCUUCCGUGGAAUGCCUUGAAGCGAACAGCAGACAAUUGAAACCAACCCCAAUGCAUCACGAACGAACGAAGAAAAACAGACGCUCAGCAGGGAUUGUGUACAACAUCACCAAUAAUCAUUUUAAUGUAAUGCCUAAGAAUUCAACAAGCCGUGGUUCUUCAAAACAGAUAUACAGCUUGCCACAACACCAGAGCCCAAAUCAGGAUUUUCGUACAACAACAGACGGCCUAUUUCCACUACAGUCAUCAGUUUGUGAAAAGAUAACAAAGUUCCAGAGAGUACUACAAAAAUGCUGCCAUGAGUUUACAGUGUGCUUGAACGUACAAUCAUUGCUACCCUAUCUGUGUGAGCAAGAGCUUUUGACAUGGAACGAAUUCGAAACUCUCAAAACGGGAACUCAAAAUGAGCAGAACCAGUCACUAUUACGUAUACUACUCUACAAAGGUGAACAUGCUUACGAACGAUUCCUCAAAUGCCUAUUAAACGAUAAGGAACACUCAGGCCAUGUGCACCUUGCAACACUACUGAGUAGUAUGAUGUAUCCAAAGUCGAUUGAUGUGUGAGCAGUGCAUGUACCAUUGUAUAUACUUAAAAAAUAACGUAGUUACAGUCAGUACAUAAUUAAAGUAUUUAACAUACGUAUAUAUACCUUUUGUUGUUGUAAUGCAGCUAUACUGAGUAAUUAUACUCUACUAUAAGUCUUCUGUUAGAUAAUUUAUGUCUUAACUUAACGUACUUAACGCUACAUAAAUUAUUGUAAUGACUGAUACCACCUUAUAGUAGUCACAUUAUUUGUAAAUUGUUAAGUUAUAUACGUAUAUACAAGUAAUUUUUGUUUGUACAAUGUCACAACACCAUUUUAUAAGCUGUUAUGUCAAUUUUA
Messenger RNA from Halichondria panicea, 5236 nucleotides. RefSeq lists its product as uncharacterized. The record is from RefSeq and is a predicted model, not a curated record. The transcript has 8 exons. Gene Ontology annotation, molecular function: cysteine-type endopeptidase activity. Lineage: Eukaryota; Metazoa; Porifera; Demospongiae; Suberitida; Halichondriidae. Gene Ontology annotation, biological process: proteolysis. Bases 104 to 1726 code for a protein of 540 amino acids.